AGAAGGAGCCUGCGCCGCGGCCGCCGCUGUUGACAACAUGGCGGCUGCCGCCUCCUCCUCCGCCUCGGUGUGGGGCGCGGGAGGCGGCGGCGGGAGGAGGAAGAGGAAGGAGACCCAGCAGCCCUGAGGGAAGGCCUAGGCCUGACCCGCCGGCGCCGCCAUGUCUUUCUUCAGGCGGAAAGUGAGAGGCAGAGAGCACCAGAAGCCAGCAGAAGCCAGGGCAACGAAAGAGUCUGGACUGGCUCAGAUGCCCGGCAAUUUUGCGGCUGCACCAGGAUAUUCUCCGCAGAGAGGUACCAGGAACCAUGCCUUGCUCGAGGCCGCCGGACCAAGCCACGUGGCGAUCAACGCCAUCUCGGCCAACAUGGAAUCCUGCAGCAGUCGCACAGCCGCCCUUAAGAAGCAGCCCAGCCACAUGGAAGCUGCACACUUCGGAGACCUGGGCCGCUCCUGCCUGGAUUACCAAGCUCAAGAAACCAAGUCGAGCCUCUCCAAGACGUUGGCACAAGUCCUGCGCGACCCCGUGGCCCUCCCGUACUUCACCCAGUAUAUGGAGCUCCACCGCAUGGAACACUUGGUCCGAUUCUGGCUGGAAGCCGAGACUUUCCGCUCCACCACCUGGUCCCGCAUCAGAGCACACAGCUUAAACACGGUGAAGCACAGUUCCCUGGCCGAGCCGGUGUCCCCUUGCCUGAAGCAGCAGCAUCAGGACCCACCUGGGUUUCCCCCCUUCGGCGAAUCGCUCAACGGAGGACUGGACGACCGGUGUCCCUCCGAACCCUCUUUGGCAUGUUUCAACCGGUCAACUUUGACUCUUCGGAACCAUUUGCUGCUUGGCCAAGGCGGUGAUAAACCCCAUUUGGGGUUGACUCCGUCAGAAGACGAGGACUGUCCUGUUCCGGGUGACCCUCAAGAUGCUUCCGUGGUCUCAGCGUCCAAUAGAAAUAGCCCUUCCUUUGCACUAAAGGACUUGUCAGGAAAACUCAUGAAAAGUAUUGAACGGGAUGCCGUGACCAUUUUUACCAAAUAUAUCUCUCCCGAUGCUGCUAAACCAAUACCCAUUACAGAGCUGAUGAGAAAUGACAUUGUGGCCAAAAUCUGCGGGGAAGAUGGACAGGUGGACCCCAACUGCUUCGUCAUGGCACAGUCGGUGGUGUUUAACGCCAUGGAACAAGAGCACUUUAGCGAAUUCCUGCGAAGCCAUCACUUCUGCAAAUACCAGAUCGAGGUGCUGACCAGCGGGACCGUCUACCUGGCCGAUAUCCUCUUCUGUGAAUCGGCCCUUUUCUACUUCUCAGAGUUCAUGGAGAAAGAAGACGCGGUCAACAUCUUGCAAUUUUGGCUGGCCGCAGACAAUUUCCAGUCCCAGCUGGCAGCCAAGGAAGGCCAGUACGACGGGCAGGAGGCCCAGAACGAUGCCAUGAUCUUGUACGAUAAGUACUUCUCUCUUCAGUCCACUCAUCCUCUCGGCUUCGAUGACUACGUACGGUUGGAGAUUGAGUCCAAUAUCUGCAGGGAAGGCGGACCCCUCCCCAACUGCUUCACCACUCCACUGCGACAGGCCUGGACCACCAUGGAGAAGGUUUUCUUACCCAGCUUCCUGUCCAGCAAUCUUUAUUACAAAUACUUGAAUGACCUCAUCCAUUCGGUCCGGGGAGAUGAGUUUGCCGGCGGAGGUCUCGCCUUCAACGUUCACGGUCUUGGCAACGUUUCCAACCACUACUCCCACGUGGGUGCUGCGGACAGCGGGGCUGCUUCUCAGCCCAGCCUCAAAAAGGCCAAUGUAAAAAUCCUGAAAAACUUUGAUGAAGCAAUAAUUGUUGAUGCUGCCAGCCUGGACCCCGAGUCUCUCUAUCAGCGGACCUACGCUGGGAAGAUGACGUUUGGCCGCGUGAGCGACCUGGGCCAGUUCAUUAGGGAAUCGGAGCCAGAACCGGACCUCAAGAAGUCCAAAGGGUCCAUGUUUUCACAAGCAAUGAAGAAAUGGGUGCAAGGAAAUACAGAUGAGGCCCAAGAGGAGAUGGCCUGGAGAAUAGCCAAGAUGAUCGUCAACGACGUCAUGCAACAGGCCCAACCCCCGGAGGCAGCGGUCGAAAAGGUGACUAAGCUAUGAUCUUCAGGAGCUUCUGCCUAUGAAGUGAAGCGGAGCCGGAUUCUCUCCCCCUCACCCAAAAACCCCUUCCUCACGGCUGCCUGCCCAGCGCCCCGUACCCUAAUCAGCGGGUGCAUUUCCCCCCGCUUGAGUGGGGGGGGAAGAGUCUUACCUUUCUCUCUCUCGAGACCCAAUUGAAGGAAGUUUCCCCAACUCUUUCUACCAAGGAUUCGCCUUCUGGACUACAGUUAGGCACGGAGAAGAAAAAAAAAAUUGCCCCUUAAGUUUUCCGAGCUGCGUUUUUUUUGUUGUUUGUUGUUAUUGCAAACUUUAAAGGAAAAAAAAGAAAAAAAAAGAAGACCUUUGCAAUCAAAAAGGCUCAGGGUACCUUCGGACUUCGCGACCGACAGAGGGAGCAGUUUUAAAAACCCUGGAACCAUUUUGGGAAAGAUCCUUUGAAAUAAUGAAGUAUUCCAUUAACUGGAUUCUUUGCCUCGUGCAUUUUUGGGCCAGUCCGGAAAAAAGAGAUAAGAAGUUGGAGACAAAACAAUUUUUUUUUUAUUUUAAAAAAAAAAAAAGGACCCUUCCACUUUUCUCUCUCUUCUUCGCCUUCCGAAAAAACGCCUCUCUCACUCUGCAAAAACGACAUUUCAGCCGUCUGAGAAAAACGCAAGAAGAAGAAAAAAAAUAAGCAAUGGGACUUUUGUGCGUUUCCUGUUUUCGUUUGCAAAUAUGUCCAUUUAAGGCAAAACAACAACUCUAGUCCGGUUUUUAGACGUUAAUUCAGGGUUUUUUUUGCUGAAUUGUUUCAGAUUCCGACCUUUCUACUUUUCUCCUUUAACGCAAUUUGGGUAGGGGGUCGGUUGCCUCUUCUUCUUCUUCUUUUUUUUCCCCCCCUUUUUCCUUUCUCCAAAUAAAUCCGAAACUUCCUCCGAUCUCCAGCGCUUGCCACGCGCGAGAACAUUUUACAAGAGUUUGGAAUACUUGAGACAAAAAUCCAGUCCGUUGUGCUUAUAGGGUUUUUCCCCCCCCCCCCUUUCUGUUAUUUUUUUUUUUUUUUCUGUUUUGACGUUUUUAUCUCUUCGGAGGGGUUAUUAUUUUUUUUUACGUUGUCAUUGGCGUUUGUUUCCUGAAGACUUGUGCAAAAAAGAACGAAGGAAAGGAUUUAUUAUCUCAAACUACCUUUAGGAAAGUUUUUGAUUUGUCUCCAGCCAUUUGAAAGUGGAAUAGACUAUAAAACGCACAUCACUUUGCGGCAUCGGCUGGAGCGAGACGUCGUCAAGAAAAGCGAAAACAAGUUGUGUAUAGGUUUCUUUGGUACUGUGUACCACCUUAUUGUCUGAUACCCAAGUAUUCCAGUACUCAAACCAUAUUUAAUUGUGUUUUGAUUGAAAUAUAAAUAUAUAUCUAUAUAUAAAUUA
Messenger RNA from Pantherophis guttatus, 3513 nucleotides. RefSeq names its product A-kinase anchoring protein 10 (gene AKAP10). Gene Ontology annotation, cellular component: mitochondrion; plasma membrane. Gene Ontology annotation, molecular function: protein kinase A binding. The record is from RefSeq and is a predicted model, not a curated record. NCBI's taxonomy places the organism in Eukaryota, Metazoa, Chordata, Lepidosauria, Squamata, Colubridae. Gene Ontology annotation, biological process: intracellular protein localization.